AUGCAUGGACUUUCAGAGGUGUAUGAGAGCGAGCACAAUGCCGAGAGGGCAAUGAUGAAAGGCGAUUACAGUCGUUCAAUCAGCUGUCACGAGUCUUCAAUUGCAUUAUUACAGGACAUAAUUGAUAGAAUAGCUGAAGAAUCGCUGAUAAACCACUUCAACACGCUCAAUUCACUUACAACCCUUAAGUCGCAAAUAAUCAAACGUAUAGACCAGCUUAAGCUAGUUCAAAAAUCCAAGGAAUAUAAACAACAGCGAGAUAAAACUCCGGUUCAAGAAAAGGAGCUCUGCGAGGAGCCCAACAAUCAGAUGCUUAUUGAGCAUAUAAAACUUCUCAUGGUCAAAAACCUCAACUUUGAUCUGUCUUCCAACAAGGUGAAGUUCAUCGAGCAAGAUAAAAUCAACAAGCUUGAACACGAUCUCCAGCUGAUCAACUUUAAAGAAAAAUCCUCAAAGCAGCAGGGAAUAGAGGAGCUGAAGGCUAAGAACAGCGUUCUCACGGAACUUAAUCUAGUUUAUUAUAGUGAAUUGAUGGCUAAUCACGAGUUCAUCGGGGAUCUCCUCGUAUUGCUGAAAAAUGGCCCACCACAGCAGUCAGGGGAUCAGUACGAGCAACUCAAGAGCGUGAUUGACCAGCUACAACAGAAAAUUGCUACGCAGGAACGCGAUAGAAUUGUUCUGGAAAAUCAGAUUAUCAAAUUAAAAGAACGAUGGAAUAAUCUCGUUGAAAGCGCUCGCAAACGAAAAGAGCUGGAACUACAACAGCGUGAAGCAUAA
Messenger RNA from Ogataea parapolymorpha DL-1, 777 nucleotides. RefSeq lists its product as uncharacterized. The transcript has 2 exons. The record is from RefSeq and is a predicted model, not a curated record. The coding region runs from base 1 to 777 and encodes 258 amino acids. NCBI's taxonomy places the organism in Eukaryota, Fungi, Ascomycota, Pichiomycetes, Pichiales, Pichiaceae.